Lactuca virosa is the source of this 630-nucleotide messenger RNA. Lineage: Eukaryota; Viridiplantae; Streptophyta; Magnoliopsida; Asterales; Asteraceae. The record is from the annotation of a GenBank genome assembly.
AUGGAGCCCCUCCUCUCCGGCAAUCUCACCUCGCCUGCCCUUGCCAGCAACAUUAGGUCCGGUGACCUUAGGGUCACUGCUUCUAUUGCUCAAAUUUACAAGCCCUAUGUCUUAUUAAGGCUUGUUUUUUACCACGAAAGGGAGGAUCUUUUGGGACGCCAUGAUGCCCCUGUUCGCUGUAUCGAGUACUCUUAUGCAACAGGGAAAGUGAUUACAGGGAGUUGGGACAAAACUUUGAAGUGUUGGGACCCACGUGGUGGAGAGGUGAAGGGAAGUCAAAUCAUCUUUUAUGCGAGUAAGGUGGCAAAAUCAAAGAGCCUGAAAUCUUUAGGAGCCACUACACAUCUUAAUUUUUCAGGUUAUGCACUUAGCUCUGUAGAAGGUCGUGUUGCAUUGGAGUUUUUUGAUGCCAUUAACAGCACUUUGCAAUUCAAGGUAACUUCACCAGAGGCAGCUCUGGUUUUUCUUCAAGCAUGGAAAGCUGCUGGGACCCCAAAUGUGAAGGUAGCUGCAGUUGGAACUGGUACAAAGUACGAUUUGGAUUAUAAAUCUCCUAAUAGAUCAGGACAAAACUUCAAGUCAGGAGAAGAUAUGGUUGAGAUGUUGAAGAAGGUUAGCACCAUGUUCUGA